Malassezia globosa CBS 7966 is the source of this 1146-nucleotide messenger RNA. RefSeq lists its product as uncharacterized. The record is from RefSeq and is a predicted model, not a curated record. Bases 1 to 1146 code for a protein of 381 amino acids. The transcript has a single exon. Lineage: Eukaryota; Fungi; Basidiomycota; Malasseziomycetes; Malasseziales; Malasseziaceae.
AUGCCACCCGGAUACGGUGCAAUGCAGAGCCCCACGGGAGCAUGGGACGAGCAAAUGCACGCUCUUGACAUGGCAGCACUCUCUCUACAAAUCAUGACCAUUGAGCAAGCGACUGAAUGGAAUGCUUGGCCUUCCUCCCAGGCGCUGCAAGCUAUCGAAGACGCCGUGAUGGAACGUGCAUCCUCAAUCCUUGCAUCUGCUCCCCCUGCGCAGUCUCUCACUGCCGUACGUCUUGGUGCCGAAGCUGAAUCCCGCAUUCAACAGUAUGAAGCAGAUGUCUCUCGCUUGUGCGAUUUAGGAGACAAUGCUCAUGUACUUGCGCGAGUACGCGUCCAACUUGCUUCUUGUAGCGAUGAUGAGGCCUCCUCUAUGUGUUCGUCGUCAUCAUCAUCUGCUGAACGCGCUUGGCUUUUAGCAACUUGUGCUGCCAAGUGUAUGCGCGCGGCCGCAGCAGCGUUGGAGACGCCGAAUCCACCGAUCGGGCGAAGUACCCGCUUAUCGACAGGCUGGGCUUCGAGAGAUGCUGCCAGGGGACUUGUCUCUAACACAUCCACGAGCAUUACCCGUCAUCGUGCAUCUAUGUACACCGAACUCUCGCGAAUCUCACUCACCCGCUGUCAUGAGACGCUUGUUGCUCUCUAUCCGCCUGCAUCUGAGGCGCGACGCCAGCUCCUAGAUCAUGCACGCAUUUACGCGCGCAGAGCACUUGUCGAUGACGGUUUGGCAUGGAUGUGUCAAACAACGGAUGGACCCACAAAUCGUGGCCAAGUCAGCAUCGCUGCACAAACGCACACGCCACCGGACGGUGGCUGGGAAAGCUUGUCUCAGGAUACUGGUAUCUUGUUGCAGUACGUGCGUGCGCUAUGGAAACGGAGCAUUGCUCUGCCAAGUGCCCAAGCAGAUCGCGAACUUCACAUGGCAUUGAUUUCCAUCUGGUCACUCACGCAAGUGUCCGAAGCGUAUCGUGCCAUGAUAUGUGAGCCUGUGCGUAUUCUGCACGUGCUAGAGGAUCUGGCGUUUUUGGACGACUCAGAACGCACGUUCUGGGACUCGAUAUGGCGAAACAUCAUCAUGUCGCCAGACUACGACCCAAUCGACCACCCAUGGACGAUCGAUGCAGCAUCCAGCAACACGGCUGCAUUCUAA